UCUGCUCUCUCCAAACAUAUUUAACCCCAAAAAAAAAAAAAUAUCACUGUAUUUUUUGAUCUAUAAAUGAAUUUAGAAUAUAUAAUCACUAAAUUCCAUUUCGAAAUUUAGAACCAGUCGACCACGUAGACUAUAAAUACCACUACUCUCUUCUUCUUCUCUCCAAAGUCCAAAUUAUAUUUGAUUCUCGACUGAGCUCAGAUUCUCUUUCCCACCUUCCUGAAAAUUUCAUAUCAAGUAUGAACAAGUACCAAAGUUGUGCCUCUUGCAGACACAACCGCUCAAAAUGUGUACGGGAUUGUCCACUGGCCCCGUACUUCCCUUCCCACAUGCACCAAAAAUUCAAGAAUGCCCGCAAGGUGUUCGGCGAAAGUCACCUGAAGCAGUUGCUCCGGAGCCUACCCCCUCACAAAAGAAGCACUGCCAUGAAGCACAUUAUAGCGGAAGCUGACAUCCGAGUCGCCGACCCGGUUGGUGGAAGUUAUGGACUUGUAAGGAACUUGGAGCUGAAGAUUGCGGAGGAAGAGGAGGAGCUCCGCCGCUUGCGCAAUGUACUUAGUGUGUUUCGUGGCAGAGGUAGUGGUAGUGUUGUGGCACAGCCUUUGGUUCAGAAACAGGGAUACAUUGUUCAAGAACAUGAUAACAUCAAUUAUCAGGGAUAUCAUAUUCCAGUUCUCCCUAUUGUUCCUGGUGGAUUUCUUCAUGCACUCCUUCAUCAAGAACAGCGCAACAACAUGUUUGAUUUAAGGGAUGAAGUUGUGCCGGAACAUGAUGUCAACCCAAAUCAGGGUGAGGAGGAGUGAGAGCAGUGACAUAAGGGGAAGGCGAUCACAGGUCAUAUCACUUGCAAAUGGUGAAACAUAGAUAGACCAGCCGCGUUUAGUUUUGAUCUCAUGUAACCUUGCUUUCUGCACAUCAAAUAAGAGCACAGGAUAAAAAGAAACAAGUAUGCAACUCUCCUGCAACUUCUUGUUGGACACAUAGUUGAGUUGUAAAGAACUAAUAUCAAGCAUUCAAGCUUGAACCUUCCUUUCUAAUUCAAACUAUGUAGUUAAAGAGUGGUUAAGACAUGCAUUCAUUCUUAUCAAGCAAUAUAGAAUACUGAAUGAUCUAUAGUUUCGCAGACAUUAUGAAACUUUUGCUUCAUAUGGUUAAGGAAGUUCAGGGCC
Molecule: messenger RNA, 1169 nt
Organism: Rosa chinensis
Lineage: Eukaryota; Viridiplantae; Streptophyta; Magnoliopsida; Rosales; Rosaceae
Product: LOB domain-containing protein 22
Exons: 2
Coding region: 240-803 (187 amino acids)
Source: RefSeq, a predicted model, not a curated record